CACUACAGCAAAGCAGUUAAAAUGGGAAAAUAUCAAGUACAAGUUCAGAAUUUCUUGCAUUUGAGAUUAGAGUUCUUCCUUAAUUUGUUUUUUUUUUUUUCCUUUUAUUGUUGGAACAGAUUAUUACAGCUGAAUGAACAUGUCUACAUCAGGCAAAAUAAAUAAGAAGAAAAAUCCAUCCUUCAAGAUCUUUAAAUCUGACAGGGCUGGCUUGCAGUUCCCAAUAGGUCGAAUCUAUAAGUAUUUAAAGACUGGAAACUAUGCUGAAAGAAUCAGUAUUGAAGCCCCUGUCUUUCUGGCUGCUGUGAUGGAAUAUCUGACCACAGAGUUGCUGGAGGUAUCUGGUAAUGUUGCUCAGCUGAACAAAAAAGUCCGUAUCACUCCUCGGCAUAUCCAGCUAGCUCUUCAAAAUGACAAGGAACUUCGUGAGCUCGUGGCUGCUGCAACAAUUCCUGAAGGUGGGGUGAUGCCCCACAUUCAUUUCCAACUACUUUCCAGGAAGACUCGAGCUCUACCAGAUGAGAAAUCCUCUUCCAUCCAAAAGGUCUAGCUAUUUCCAGAGAAAAAGAAAAUGGGAAAUCCUUGGAACUUUUCUCUUCAGACAUGUAUUGCUUGCUCUAAGCAGGUUCAGUUUGCUUGGAAAGGUUGAUAGGUGAUAAUUUGAGUUUUUAAUUUUUUAAUGAGUCAGAUUUUUAGAAAUGCAUUAUAAUAAAAAAUGCUCGCUUUUUUUAUGCUUUAAGUUGGUCUGUAGAAUUCCUCCUAAAGCUAAAACAUUUAUCAACCUGGGAUUCUAAUUACUCUGAGUAUAUUUAAAGGGAAAAAACACUAUUUCCUUUUCUUCUCAGUCUUCCAUUUUAGAGUAGGAAGAAAACUUUCUUCUGUCAAUACAAGAUCGGUUUUCCUUAAAAAACAAAAUUAAAAGGGAAUUUACUCGUGGAGAAAUGGGCCUGCUUUAGGCAGAUGAGUUUUGGGGGUUUUUUUGUUUGUUUUGUUUUGUUUUUUUAAUAACCUAAACAGUCCUGCUAGCCAAUAAAGAAAACAUUAUAUUAUAUUGUUAACCUAGUUAUAUUGAGCAAAUCACCAAAUGAAACUUGAGAUAAUUAUUUAGGUCUACAUUUCUGCUCUUUAAAAGAGUUCUAACACUGGAAUUAAACCUAAGGAGUUGAAGUGUAUCCCAUAACAAAGGGCUGAUAGAUAAAUGAAAGUAUUUAGGGUUGGAUUUAGUGUUAAUUUAGUUUUUCAUCCAGACCUGUGAAUUCACAUCAAGAUUAUCAGUGAAAAUUUGAUCUCCCUAGGCAAAUUGGCAAUUCUUCUAUAACUUCAUC
Messenger RNA from Sarcophilus harrisii (Tasmanian devil), 1325 nucleotides. RefSeq names its product histone H2A-beta, sperm-like. The coding region runs from base 134 to 550 and encodes 138 amino acids. The transcript is spliced from 2 exons. Gene Ontology annotation, cellular component: nucleosome. Gene Ontology annotation, molecular function: protein heterodimerization activity; DNA binding; structural constituent of chromatin. The record is from RefSeq and is a predicted model, not a curated record. Lineage: Eukaryota; Metazoa; Chordata; Mammalia; Dasyuromorphia; Dasyuridae.